GGCGGCCGAGCGGAGCGGCUCCGCGAGUUGGGGCAGCUCCUGCGCUCGGCCCUGCGCGGCGGCGGCGGCCAGAGCUCCGCCCGGGCGCCGGCUUCCCACGGCGGCGCCGGGAGCGCGCGGGGGGCUGAGGGCGCAGACCGACCUCCGCGGAGCCGCGGGCUUGGGGCGAGCGCGCUGGAGACGGCCGGGCGUCCCGCGCCCCGGCACCAUGCGCCCCGCCGCGCCUCCUCUUCCUCGCCGGCUCCGGGCUCCCCGCUCCGCCCGCUGAGUCCCCACGCUCUCCACCCCGGAAACUCGCCAAGAGCAGCGCGGAGACUGACCCAGCCGUCCCCUCCGCCCCCCAGAGGCUGCGGAUCCCUGUGUCUUGGGCUUCUCUAAGCUUUCCCAUGGACCUGGCGCCGGCUUGGCUUUAGGACAAAUUCGGAAGCCGGAGGGGGGAGUCAAGGCAAUUCUUUGGUUGCUAAGAGUGAGUGAAGACAUCCAGGAUGGCUCAGGGAUCCGGGGAGCCAAGAGCAGUGACAACUGCUGACCCAGAGGACAGUUCUCCAAACAUGAUAGUCUACCGCAAAAUUGAAGACAUCAUUACAAAGAUGCAAGAUGACAAGACAGGGGGCGUGCCCAUCAGAACAGUCAAGAGCUUUCUCUCCAAAAUCCCCAGUGUUGUCACAGGUACUGACAUUGUGCAGUGGCUGAUGAAGAACCUGUCCAUUGAAGACCCAGUUGAAGCAAUACACUUGGGAAGCCUGAUAGCUGCCCAGGGCUAUGUCUUUCCCAUCUCGGACCAUGUUCUCUCCAUGAAGGACGAUGGCACCUUUUAUCGGUUCCAGGCUCCAUACUUCUGGCCAUCGAACUGCUGGGAACCUGAAAACACUGAUUAUGCCAUCUAUCUUUGUAAGAGGACAAUGCAGAAUAAAGCAAGGCUGGAAUUGGCAGAUUAUGAAUCAGAAAACUUGGCAAGACUCCAGAGGGCCUUUGCAAGGAAGUGGGAAUUCAUCUUUAUGCAAGCAGAAGCGCAAGUAAAGAUUGACCGGAAAAAGGACAAGACAGAAAGGAAAAUCUUGGAUAGUCAAGAGCGGGCCUUCUGGGAUGUCCACAGGCCAGUGCCAGGCUGUGUGAACACCACAGAAAUGGAUAUCAGAAAAUGUCGGCGUUUGAAGAACCCGCAAAAGGUUAAAAAGUCGGUGUACGGCGUGACAGAAGAGUCCCAGUCCCAGAGCCCUGUGCACAUCCCCAGCCAGCCAGUCCGGAAAACGACAAAAGAGGACAUCCGGAAACAGAUAACAUUUUUGAACGCACAGAUUGACAGGCAUUGUUUAAAAAUGUCCAAAGUGGCUGAAAGCUUAAUUGCUUACACGGAACAGUAUGUGGAAUACGAUCCUAUGAUAACACCAGCCGAGCCGUCCAAUCCCUGGAUCAGUGAUGAUGUCACUUUAUGGGACAUAGAGAUGAGCAAAGAGCCCAGCCAGCAGCGAGUAAAGAGAUGGGGCUUCUCUUUCGAUGAGAUGUUGAAGGACCAGGUGGGACGGGACCAGUUUCUACGCUUCCUGGAGUCGGAAUUCAGUUCAGAAAACCUCAGGUUCUGGCUGGCUGUCCAAGACCUCAAGAAACAACCCCUACAGGAUGUGGCCAAGAGGGUGGAAGAGAUCUGGCAAGAGUUUCUGUCUCCCGGGGCCCCAAGUGCAAUCAACCUGGAUUCUCACAGCUAUGAGAUUACCAGUCAAAACGUCAAAGAUGGAGGGAGAUACACAUAUGAAGAUGCCCAGGAGCACAUCUACAAGCUGAUGAAGAGUGACAGCUACGCCCGCUUCCUCCGGUCAAAUGCUUACCAGGACUUGCUGCUGGCCAAGAAGAAGCCAGAAAGUGAGCAAGGUCGUAGAACUUCCUUAGAAAAGUUCACUCGCAGUGUGUGCUGCUGGCGCAGAGUCAGAAUGGCCGCUGCGUUUCACCCCCGAGGCGGCUUCCUUCCAGCAGCGGGGAAAGUCGCUGGCGGGCAAGCGCCUCACCGGCCUGAUGCAGUCCUCCUGACGGUUCCCGCCACAGGGCCCGGGCCCGAGGACCACGGGGGCAGGAGGCGGCGCUCCACAUCCACGGACAGAGUGUCCUUGCGGGGAGACUUGGUCACUGUGACAGAGAGCGAGGGCCAUGAAGGGCGGCCACGGGGAGACGUGGUGGGGGAACAGGAGGACCUGAGAGAAAGUUCACAGAACCUGGGGUUGGCCCGGUAGAGGCCCCUGUUUACAACCCUCCAUCCUUGUACAGCUGUGCGCGACACCCCUCUCUCUAGGAGGCCCUUGUCCCUCACUCGUUCAGGGGAGACCUUUCUUAUGGGGUGUGGUGACUGUCACUUGAGAUAUAUUCUUCUAUCGUCACUCGUCCCUUUGCCUGGGGAUCAUGCCAUCCGGCCGAGGCAAGAAGAACCAGCUGGCCCUGCCCACACCCUGUGUUACGUACCGUCCCCAUUGUCUCUCUGGUGCACCCACAGCACCCAACACAGCUGUAGCCACUGCAUCCCCACCGCCUCCCGCCUCCCCCGUCUUUGUGGCCACCCACUCUCAUGCCACACGUCCCAGUCACGUCGUCAGCACGGAGCAGGCCCCGGAGGCCACCUUCUGGAGAGGCGCCCGCAGGCACACUGGCCACCUUUGGGUCCUGGAGGCCGUCCCGCGGGUCCAGUGCCAGAAGCACCAGCACAGGUGGAAAAGCGUGCGGCUUAACAGAUUCUGACCAUCUCUUUAAACAUGUGUGGUUUCAUAAUUUAUGGUUUUCGCCCAUUUUCCUUGGUUUCUUCCCUCGUGUUUUACUCAAAAUAAACAUGGCCAUGGACUCAGGGGCCCUUGGGAUCCUCCCGGCAGCAGCCCCAGUGGAAACUGGGAGAGCUCCCAGCAGGGGUGCUGCUGGGUCACAGGGAUUGUGGCUUCCUGGUGGGCGUGGCCAGGCUCCUGCCGGGCUGGGCUCAGUGCUGUGUGAAGCUGGAUGGGACUUGGCUGCAGAGGGACUGGACCAGGGCCAGUAAUCCUCUGACAGCCCACAGAGGCACCCAUGAAACAACGCCGGUCAUCGGUCAUCGAGGGGAAAAGCCAGCAGAAUGCAACACCUGUGAAAACCUGCAAGAGAUCCGUAGGUAUUCCCUCCUUGUGUGCGUCAAAAUGCUCAUCUGCCCACUUGGCUGCGAGGUAAUGUAUGUAGAGCGCUGGGUCAGGUGCCUGACACAUAGUAGGUGCUUAGCCAACGGUAGCUAUUGCUCUCAUCGUUGUCAAUAUCAUGGGACUGCCAUGGGCCUAGGAACAGAGCAGUAUUAAGCAAUGUAUUUUUUAACGCGCACACUCACUCCCCCACCUGCUGUGACCAUCCUCCUUUGAUCUAUUUUUGGCCAUACGUGGGAAAUCUCCUUCGGGAGUUAUAAACAGCAAACAUAGAAGCAAAAAAAAGCGGUCACUGGUAUUUCUUUACUCCUGUAGGCAAAUUCACCAGCUGGUGGUCACAGGCAUGUGAGCUUGUUUGCAGCCCCUGCCUCCUGGAGGCUCCCAUAACCAUCUUUCUGACCCCCACCGCUACCCCCCUCCCAGCUAUGUCAAAUGUCUGUUUCUACCCAGCCCUGUCCCAAGGGUACCAGCCUUCACAGUGGGGCCACCAUGGGCAUUAGAAGUCUUGGUUGGAGUUAUACCCUGUGGGUUCUUGACCACCAUGCCUCAAUUUCCCCCACUGGCAGUAGUUGCUCUCUCUUCGAGGUACAAACUAGAUGGCAUGUGUCGAGUCCUCAGAGUGUCUCCAAAGGUGGUGUUACAGACCCAGACUCCAUGACACCUCAGCACAGAGCUUGGCACUUGGCAGAUAAGAGAUAAUGACUAAAAGGAAGCCCUGUCCCAUGCCCCGGGGCCUUUUGAGCCCUCCUUUCCUUCUUUUUUUAAUCUUGCUUUUCACAUGGAGCCCAACUGCACCUUAAGUUCCUCUGUGCCCAACAUCACCCAAAGGAAAUUCCUCCCUAUCAAGGGCCCCCGGCUGUGCUGACACCAAGGCACAGGAUAUGUGGACAAAGGCAGUUCCAGAAUAGCAGGUGCCUCUGUGCCCUCCCUUAUCCAGGGCAAGGCCUGGUCCUCCUGCUUUUCCCCAGGGCUGCAGACAGGGCAGGGCUGAGGGCAGGGCAGGACUUCAGACAGGGCAGGGCUGGCUUCCCUGGCCCCUGGAUGGCUGUUUCUGAGUGAUACUGGCAUGAGACUUGGCCUACCCUCCCAAAGGGCCCGCCUAAAGCCAAGUGGACUCCAGCCUUGAGAUGGAGCAGGCUGGAAGCUUUUUAACACCUCCGGGGACAUCUAGAGGCAAAGGCCAGCCAGCAGGCUCAAUAGAGUUACGGGCACUUCAGAUGGAUUCACACCCAGAGCAAUACCCCUUCAUCCCACCUCCCAGCCAGGCAUACCCAGUCCUAUGACCACCACCAUGUGCUCCUAGUAGAUCAUGUCUAGUAAUAAAGGGUGGGAUGGAGUUGCUUUGCCCAAGUUGGCCAGUACAAGGUCAGUCUACUAUGCAGACCUUAGAAGAAGGGAACUACAGUUGGGAAAUCAGGUCUUGGCCAGCUUCUCAUUGGCUUGGUCUACACAGCCAAAAAUUCAGACCAGAUUAGACUUUUGAAGGCAGUUCUGCAACAAAGCAUGUUCCCCUGCCUCCCAAAGCUUCCUAGCUCCUCUGACUGGGCACAGUCUUUGGGCCGGGACCCUGCCCACUGAGUGCUCACCAACUCAUCAUGUUGACAGCUCCACAGCCAAAGCAUCAGGACAGCCUUCGAAGCAAACACCCAACCAUCAGGACAGACACUAGGCACUGGGAAAUACCUAUAAGGGAAGAGUAAUUGUAGGUUGGCAUAUGUAAAUGCCUGGCAGCAGUCAGAGCACCUGCCCUAUCCAGCAGGAACUCUCUGGAGUGGGAAGAGGGCUCCUGUCUUUCUAGAAAGUGAUGCUGUGAUCUGCUGGGAAGGUAUUGCUGUGACCCAGGAACACAGCAGGGCCCAGCCCACCAGUGCAGUCUGCUGGCCAAGCUCCAGGCCCACCUCCGCCAAGGUCAGGUACAGGCCAGCACCCAGGAGAGAAUGCUCACCACUCUGAGUAGCUUCUUGAACCAGUGAGCACCUGGGGACAUGCUCUGGCAGGAUGGCCGGUGUGUUCAAACUACCUCACCAAUGGGGCACUGACCCAGGAGCCUGCCACCCAGCGGGCCCUUGGUUGGCUGUGGAAGUUGGUGUGUUCCCUAAAGUGCACCCCUCCCGUUGUGCUCCAAAUGCAUGGACUUCGAAAGCCACCACUAGGAAGCCUUUCCAGGAGCUGGAAAGGGUUGAGGGCUGUUGGUGUUCAGGUCUGUACGAUGUAUUGGGGGAGGUGUUCCCGCAAAGUCCAGGAGGUGGGAAGCCCAGGGUGCAGGGAAUAAUGUGCCAUCAGCUUCCAAGGUGUUGGCCAAGUUGAGUCUGUAGCAAUGACCACGUGUGACACAGUACAAUAAUGGCCAAAUGAAUCCCUGAUAACUCACCAUGGGAUUCUCUGAAGAGAGGCCUGUGCUCAUGUAACCAUGGCAACAGCAAACGCCAGCAGCCUACUCUUAGUACCACCCGAUGAUAGGCAUUCCCUGGGCACAACUCAAGGCCCAUAAAGUAGCAAAGUAGCAAAUGUAGCAAUAAGAGGCCCAGGGCCGAAAAGGGACAGGGUCCACAUGACCCAGCCUCGGCCCUCUUCCCAACCCCGACAAGGACUCCGAGGCAGGAGCUGCCAGCUGUCUGGGAGAGAGGCCCUGCUCUGUGCCCAGGGCUCCUGGUCUGUCUUCUCUGCCCACUCACCGCAUGAUCACAGACACGUCGGAAUGGCCUUCUUGUAGUGCAUGUGGUUCUUAUUAGUUUAUUUUUCUGGAAUUUGGGGAUUGGACCCCAGAACCAAACAUGCUGGUACAAUCUAAAAAUAAAUUACUUGAACCCUCUAUA
Pipistrellus kuhlii (Kuhl's pipistrelle) is the source of this 5959-nucleotide messenger RNA. RefSeq names its product regulator of G protein signaling 6 (gene RGS6). The coding region runs from base 486 to 2225 and encodes 579 amino acids. Lineage: Eukaryota; Metazoa; Chordata; Mammalia; Chiroptera; Vespertilionidae. The transcript is spliced from 19 exons. Gene Ontology annotation, molecular function: GTPase activator activity. The record is from RefSeq and is a predicted model, not a curated record. Gene Ontology annotation, biological process: intracellular signal transduction; G protein-coupled receptor signaling pathway; regulation of G protein-coupled receptor signaling pathway.